AUGUCGGCUGAUGAAUUGGCGGUAAGAUACGGGAAAUUAGAGGCGUUCGAGAUUGAGAAGAAGAUUGGCAAAGGGCAAUUCUCGGAAGUUUAUCGAGCCAGAUGCAAAGAGGAUAACAAUGUGGUAGCGCUGAAGAAAGUUCAAGUUGGUUGCUUAUUUGCACAUAUGAAGAAUUUGAUAUGA
This is a messenger RNA of Anisakis simplex (herring worm), 183 nucleotides long. NCBI's taxonomy places the organism in Eukaryota, Metazoa, Nematoda, Chromadorea, Rhabditida, Anisakidae. The record is from the annotation of a GenBank genome assembly.